Messenger RNA from Micropterus dolomieu (smallmouth bass), 4069 nucleotides. It is a transcript of the gene xpo7, whose product is annotated as exportin 7. Gene Ontology annotation, cellular component: nuclear pore; cytoplasm. Gene Ontology annotation, molecular function: nuclear export signal receptor activity; small GTPase binding. Lineage: Eukaryota; Metazoa; Chordata; Actinopteri; Centrarchiformes; Centrarchidae. The coding region runs from base 62 to 3382 and encodes 1106 amino acids. The record is from RefSeq and is a predicted model, not a curated record. Gene Ontology annotation, biological process: protein export from nucleus. The transcript is spliced from 28 exons.
GGCCGCCACCAGGGGCGCUGCUGUCUCCGUCCUUACCCAUAAGCGGGGGAGUGAGAGGUGCAUGAAAUGGAGAAAAAUGGCGGAUCAUGUGCAGGGCCUUGCCCAGCUGGAGAUCCUGUGUAAGCAGCUGUAUGAGACCACCGACACCGCCGUCCGACACCAGGCAGAGAAAGCUCUGGUGGAGUUCACCAACAGCCCCGACUGUCUCAGCAAAUGUCAGCUGCUGCUGGAGAGAGGCAGUUCAUCUUAUUCUCAGCUGCUUGCGGCCACCUGUUUGUCCAAACUGGUAUCUCGAACCAGCAACCCUCUGCCCCUCGAACAACGCAUUGACAUCCGGAACUAUGUGCUGAAUUAUUUGGCCACUCGGCCAAAGUUAGCAGCAUUUGUGACCCAGGCUUUGAUCCAGCUGUACGCAAGGAUCACCAAACUGGGCUGGUUCGACUGUCAGAAGGACGACUACGUCUUCAGGAACGUCAUCGCUGAUGUGACGCGCUUUCUGCAGGACAGCGUUGAACACUGCAUCAUAGGGGUCACCAUCCUGUCCCAGCUGACCAAUGAGAUCAACCAGGCUGACACGACGCAUCCCCUGACCAAACAUAGGAAGAUUGCAUCGUCCUUCAGAGAUUCCUCCCUCUUUGACAUUUUUACGCUUUCCUGCAACCUCCUCAAACAGGCUUCGGGGAAGAACCUGAACCUGAACGAUGAGUCUCAGCACGGUCUGUUAAUGCAGCUGCUCAAACUCAGCUACAACUGCCUCAACUACGACUUUAUAGGAACUUCCACAGACGAGUCGUCGGACGACCUCUGCACCGUACAGAUCCCCACGUCAUGGAGAUCAGCGUUUCUUGAUUCCUCCACCCUGCAGCUCUUUUUCAAUUUAUAUCAUUCCAUCCCUCCGUCCCUUUCCCCGCUGGUGUUGUCGUGUCUAGUUCAGAUCGCCUCUGUCAGGAGGUCUCUCUUCAACAAUGCAGAACGAGCAAAGUUUCUUUCACACCUGGUGGACGGAGUCAAAAGGAUACUAGCAAACCCACAGUGUUUGCCAGAUCCUAAUAACUACCACGAGUUCUGCCGGCUGCUGGCGAGGCUGAAGAGCAACUACCAACUGGGGGAACUGGUCAAAGUAGAAAACUACCCUGAAGUCAUUCGCCUCAUAGCCAACUUCACCGUCACCAGUCUGCAGCACUGGGAGUUUGCCCCCAACAGUGUUCACUACCUGCUGAGUCUGUGGCAGCGUCUGGCAGCAUCGGUCCCCUACGUCAAAGCCACCGAGCCUCAUCUGCUGGAGACCUACACUCCCGAGGUCACCAAGGCCUACAUCACAUCACGGCUCGAGUCGGUCCACGUCAUCCUCAGAGAUGGGUUAGAAGACCCUCUGGAUGACGCUGGCCUGGUUCAGCAGCAGUUAGACCAGUUAUCCACCAUCGGGAGGUGCGAGUAUGAGAAGACGUGUGCUCUGCUGGUCCAGCUGUUCGACCAGGCAGCUCAGACCUACCAGGAGCUUCUACAGUCCACCAACUCGAGCGCCGCAGACAUCACUGUGCAGGAGGGUACGAGCUGCACACAAAUGGGGAUUGAAGCUCAAGCUUUAAAUUGUCGGUUGACAUGGCUGGUUUAUAUAAUCGGGGCUGUGAUCGGAGGACGGGUGUCGUUUGCAAGUACAGAUGAGCAGGACGCCAUGGAUGGAGAGUUAGUCUGUCGGGUGCUCCAGCUGAUGAAUCUGACUGACUCUCGUCUAGCUCAGGCCGGCAACGAGAGACUGGAGCUGGCUAUGCUCAGCUUCUUUGAACAGUUCAGAAAGAUCUACAUCGGCGAUCAGGUGCAGAAAUCAUCAAAGCUUUAUCGACGACUAUCAGAGGUUCUGGGGUUGAAUGACGAGACGAUGGUACUCAGUGUCUUUAUAGGGAAAAUCAUCACAAACUUGAAGUACUGGGGCCAGUGUGAACCAAUCACCUCCAAGACACUCCAACUACUGAACGACCUCUCUUUAGGAUACAGCAGUGUGAGGAAGCUGGUGAAGCUUAGUGCCGUCCAGUUCAUGUUGAAUAACCACACAAGCGAGCACUUCUCCUUCCUGGGAGUGAACAACCAGUCCAAUCUGAGCGACAUGAGAUGUCGGACCACCUUCUACACGGCACUCGGACGCCUGCUAAUGGUCGAUCUAGGCGAGGACGAGGACCAGUUUGAACAGUUCAUGCUGCCUUUGACGGCUGCGUUUGAAACUGUGGCUCAGAUGUUGAGUACAAACACCUUCAACGAGCAGGAGGCCAAGAGGACUUUGGUGGGUUUGGUCCGAGACCUGCGAGGCAUCGCGUUCGCCUUCAACGCCAAGACGAGCUUCAUGAUGCUCUUUGACUGGAUAUAUCCAGCCUACAUGCCCAUACUGCAGCGAGCCAUAGAGCUUUGGUACCAUGACCCAGCAUGCACCACGCCUGUCCUUAAACUUAUGGCCGAGCUCGUCCACAACAGAUCACAGAGGCUACAGUUUGAUGUGUCGUCGCCCAACGGGAUCCUGCUGUUCAGAGAAACCAGCAAGAUGAUCACAACCUACGGAAAUCGUAUCCUGACGCUGGGCGAGGUCCCGAAGGACCAGGUGUACGGGGUGAAGCUGAAGGGGGUCAGCGUGUGCUUCGCCAUGCUGAAGGCGGUGCUCAGCGGAAACUACGUCAACUUCGGGGUCUUCCGUCUGUACGGCGACGACGCUCUGGAUAACGCCUUACAGACCUUCAUCAAACUACUGCUCUCCAUCCCUCACAGUGACCUACUAGACUAUCCGAAGCUCAGCCAGUCCUUCUACUCUCUGCUGGAAGUGCUGACACAAGACCACAUGAACUUCAUCGCCAGUCUGGAGCCUCAUGUCGUCAUGUACAUCCUGUCUUCAAUAUCUGAAGGGCUCACCGCACUCGAUACGAUGGUGUGCACAGGCUGCUGCUCCAGUCUGGACCACAUAGUGACCUACCUGUUCAAGCAGCUGUCGCGCUCCACAAAGAAGCGUCCCACUCCGAUGGCGACAGACGAUCGCUUCCUCCACAUCAUGCAGCAGCACCCAGAGAUGAUCCAGCAGAUGCUGUCCACAGUGCUGAACAUCAUCAUCUUCGAGGACUGUAGGAACCAGUGGUCCAUGUCUCGACCUCUGUUAGGCCUCAUCCUGCUCAACGAGAAGUAUUUUGCUGACCUGAGGAACAGCAUCGUCAACAGUCAGCCUCCAGAGAAGCAGCAAGCCAUGCACUUAUGUUUCGAGAACUUGAUGGAGGGAAUCGAGAGAAAUCUACUAACAAAGAACCGGGACAGGUUUACUCAGAACCUGUCCGUGUUCAGAAGGGAAGUCAACGACAGCAUGAAGAACUCAACAUACGGCGUCAACAGCAACGACAUGAUGAGCUGACAUUCCACACAGAGGAGUCUUAUCCAGCUGCAGACAGAGCUCACCCCUCCCUCGCUCAUCCACAGCCUCCCUCCCUCCCCCCUCUCUGCAUCAGCCUCCCCCCUCCCUCCCUGGGCCCGGAUGCCUGGGGAUCAUCUCCUCCCCCCGACACGACGUACGGGAUCGUUGAUGAAAUUCAGCGAAUAAACCGCCGUGCGUUGCACCUCCCUCCCUCCCUCCCUCCCCUCUCCCUUCUUGCUCCUUUUUGAUAUAAACAUAUAUAAAUAUAUACAGAUCUAUUUUAAAGCGAUGGUCUGACUCGUCUGGCUGUCCUAACAGUGGAGGUGGGGGGGGGGUCGCAUGUCUAAGCACUCUAAAUCACUCGCAGAGGAAGGAGGGGGGAGUGCUGUGGAUGUGGAAGGAGGCGAGGAAGGGGACGAACACCGGUAAACGUAGUAAUCCGCUUCUGCCUGCCUUGUAUAGAAAAACACACAGAAAAACCAAGUGUACAUUUUUUUUCGUAACAUUUUGAACAAUGUUUAUAAUGAUUGAAUUUAAAAACACAAAGAAGAGUUGAGGAAAAACAAAAAAAACUAAACAAAAAACGGUGUGAUUGAGCUUUUUACAGUGUAGUGAGUUAGUGCAGCUGUCUGUCUGCGUGGGUGGGGAGCGAGCUUUCCACAGGAGCGGGAGGACGGGUGAGGUCUG